CCUGAUCGAAGUUGCUGGCUCGCGCGGCUCUGUCGUGGCGCUGUCCUUCGUUCCCAACCAUCGCCGCGCGACCUGCGGUUUCUGCCCAUCCGCUUGCGCCGUCUGCUUGCCCUCAUCCGCCCGAGCCGCAGAGAACGCAAAAGCAUCGCCGUCAGAACACAUCCCGGACCACGCAUGAGCAGCCAGAGCCAGCUGCGGCCCGGCCCAGCCGACACAAGCGGGCUCCGAUCGCACAACCCCCGCAAACGAACCAUCUCCAUGGCCGAUCUGUCCGAGCCGCAAACACCUACCAAGCGAAGCCAUGCACCUUCAUCAAGCCGAGGCAGGCUCGAGGCAAUCAUCACCGGCCUCAUCGAGACUCCCAUCAAACUCUGCAGGACAGCGACACAUAUUGCCAUGGGCUCGCUUGGAUCGAUCAUCAGCCCAUACUUCCCGCCGGCCAUCGUCGCCACGAGAAAGCCUGCUCCCCGACAAGCAACGAAGAGCCAGAAUGUGCAGCCAGCAGACACUGCUGCAGCCGCUGCGUCCUCAUUGCCUCAGUCUCCGUCGCCGUCGCCGUCGCCGUCGCCGUCGCCAAUCUUGAUAAGCGACUCGGACUCGGACGAGCCCGUCGUCGUCGAGUCAAGCCCCUCUAUCCAGCCCGAGGAUGUCAUCGUCAUCUCAGACGACGACGAUAGCCUUGGCGAAAGCAGCCAUUCGACAAUCGUCGGACACUACCCUGUCGACCAUGGUCUUCGGGAACGAACCAGCUCUUUGCAGUCACGGCCGACCGAGGAUGUCGACCAGAAUGUGUUUCUUUCCGGCCGCUCCACUCGCCAAUCCUCACCGACACCACGGCCUCAAACUCCAGCAUCCCAAACAAGCUCGGCGUCGCUGUCGUUGUCCACGCCUCGCAAGACCGCUGCUCGAACGAUGCUAAGCAAAUCCCGCGAAGCCAAGUUUGAGGCUCGAACACACCAGCGAAUCGACACCGGUCUCCGACGGUCAUCUCAACCGUCAGGGCCGAGCGGCGUUACUGAUCCAAUAUCUACGUUUAAAUCCCUUGGCUACUAUAUCAAAUGCCUCGGCGGCACCUUCCUUGUAGUUCCUGGAAGCAUGACCACCCUUGGGCUCUACCGACUUGCCAUGUCCGACAAACAGAGCCUGUUUGAAUAUCAACUACGACGGCUGAGGCAAAGCGGGCCGGAGGCUCUGGGUUUGGAUGGAGCCGAAUCCGCAGACACAGGAUCCAUACGGCCCAAGGAACCGCAGAACCUCAGACAGUAUCUCGAGCAAUCGCGCCAGGAGCUGGAGGAGAGCAACAAAAUUGCCCUCGGCAUCAGGACGCCGGCUUUGGAUAGUCUGCUACGUGACGAUCGCGACAUCGAAGAGCAGAUCAGCGCCUUGCGACUCGAGUCGCUGUGCGAGCAGGAUGUCAUCAAGCCGCUGACUGCCGAGCAAUCCAACAUGGUCCAGGACGCCCUCCGCCGAGGCAACCAGGUGGUUGUGGAAGCGUUCAAGAUACCCGUGAAAGCCAGCGAUCUGAAGACCCUGAGCGAUCGCGCGUGGCUUAACGACGAGGUGAUCAACUUUUAUGGAGAACUGAUCAUGGACCGAUCAAAGACAUGCGCGGGCUAUCCAAAGGUUCACUGGUUCAGCACCUUCUUUCUGAAGACGCUGCAAGAUAUGGGCUACUACAAGGGCGUUCGUCGGUGGACCAAGAAGGCAAGAGGACCGAUCGCUGCGAUCGAUCUGUUCACGUACGACUACGUGAUCGUCCCGGUCCAUGUUGGGAACUCGCACUGGUGUUGCUCGGUGAUCAACUUCAAGAAGAAGCAGAUCGAGUACUACGACUCACUCGGAGGAACCAAUGCCUCGGCCAUGAAGCUGCUGAGAAGCUACCUCCAGGAGGAGUCGAUGGAGAAGAAGAAAACACCCUUCGAUCUCACCGACUGGGUCAACCACACCCCCAGGGACAUACCGCAUCAGGAGAACGGAUACGACUGCGGGGUUUUCACAUGCAUGUUUGCCGAGUACACCUCGCGGGAGAAAGCCUUUACGUUUAGCCAGGGCGACAUGCCCGUCGUCCGGCGGCGGAUCAUGUACGAGAUCCUCACAAAGACACUGCUGACGACCGGCGCCUCGGGCUGAAGCCGGCAGCGCCUGGUGUCGCGGCCGGGACGACACAGCCAUGUGGGAGCAGGCCGGCACAGACACAUGCGCUUGUCGCCAGCAGGGUGUGGCGCGGCAAGGACACGGCCUGCUGAGCAGCCACACCCUGGCUGCUGCCCGGCCGCACUCUGGCUGCCGUGUGGCCGCAGGAUGGCUGUCUCCCGCCGCCACGUGAAUUGACCGUGCGCAGCCCUUGUCUGACUCAGCUUAUCGGAAGGCAACUCCGACCCGAUGACCCAGCGGCGACCCAGCGCUGACCUGGCCUUCCAUGUGACGGGCGCUGAAUAAACCUGGCGACAGCGACUAUAUAGCCCGCUGCCCCUGCAGUCUCGGCCU
Polychytrium aggregatum is the source of this 2487-nucleotide messenger RNA. RefSeq lists its product as uncharacterized. Gene Ontology annotation, molecular function: deSUMOylase activity. Lineage: Eukaryota; Fungi; Chytridiomycota; Chytridiomycetes; Polychytriales. Gene Ontology annotation, cellular component: nucleus. The record is from RefSeq and is a predicted model, not a curated record. Gene Ontology annotation, biological process: protein desumoylation. The coding region runs from base 175 to 2130 and encodes 651 amino acids. The transcript has 14 exons.